Pongo pygmaeus (Bornean orangutan) is the source of this 3487-nucleotide messenger RNA. RefSeq names its product neuropeptide Y receptor Y1 (gene NPY1R). NCBI's taxonomy places the organism in Eukaryota, Metazoa, Chordata, Mammalia, Primates, Hominidae. Gene Ontology annotation, cellular component: neuron projection; plasma membrane. The transcript is spliced from 3 exons. Gene Ontology annotation, molecular function: neuropeptide Y receptor activity; neuropeptide binding. Gene Ontology annotation, biological process: G protein-coupled receptor signaling pathway. Bases 1043 to 2194 code for a protein of 383 amino acids. The record is from RefSeq and is a predicted model, not a curated record.
GGUUGUUUGUAUCUUUUCUCUUUUGCUAGUCUCUUAUCACUGGUAGAAAGGUUUUCUGAUGGGAGAGAGAGAGAGAGAGAGAGAUAGAGAGUGUGUGUGUGUAGUAGGCAGUCAGGAAUGGAGUAAAUUUUGGGCGAUUCACCUAGUUACGCAAUAUGAAAAAGGUGGGUGGGUAAGCGUGCCAACAGGAAUUUUGACUGAAUAUGUCCCAUUUCCCAUUUCGUUGUUUGAUAACUUCUGGAGCACAGGAAAAACCUGGGAGAGAGGAGCAAAAGAGAGUGUGUUUCCAUGUACACACACUCACACUCACACACACACAUUAGAGCACGCAUUGCUUCCCCCACUCCCCAUCCUAUGAGAAAGCAUGACGGGCGGGAUGGCACACACAGGCAGGGGACAUGUGGAGCUUGUCUGUCAGGUCUGGAACGGAAAAGCAGUAGCUGUUUGUUCUCGAUCCUGGGCCGGCUCUCCGGCGAAGCAAGCGAGGGAGCAGAAAGCUAACCCGACCAGGUUCCCCACCCAGGACUAGACUGAGUGCUCUUCCGUGACUACUACUUUAUUAGUCUUUAUUGUCUUAAGGCAGCAGUCUGUUGAACAAGCCCUCCCCAGCAAGGAAGGAGCAGAGAAUUAUGUAAUUCAUUUAGAUAAGCUAGCAGUAACUUUGGGAGGCUGUAUGUAACAAGGCUGACAUUUCUUUUCCAACACAAGUGAGGUGAACAGCCAAUCCUGAGUAUUUGAAAAAAUUUAUCUGCAGCAGGUUAUGAUCAGGGAGCUAUAUUUUCAAGUAGUAACAGCACUGCGAAGAGCAAGCAAUGAAAGGCCAGCAUUCUAACUGGGAAGAAAGAAGAGGAAAUUUCCCUCUGCAAGGGGGCUAAUUUGCCAACUGGUGAUAUUGUUCAGUUCAAGGGAAUGAAGAAUUCAGAAUAAUUUUGGUAAAUGGAUUCCAAUAUGGCGAAUAAGAAUAAGCUGAACAGUUGACCUGCUUUGAAGAAACAUACUGUCCAUUUGUCUAAAAUAAUCUAUAACAACCAAACCAAUCAAAAUGAAUUCAACAUUAUUUUCCCAGGUUGAAAAUCAUUCAGUCCACUCUAACUUCUCAGAGAAGAAUGCCCAGCUUUUGGCUUUUGAAAAUGAUGAUUGUCAUCUGCCCUUGGCCAUGAUAUUUACCUUAGCUCUUGCUUAUGGAGCUGUGAUCAUUCUUGGUGUCUCUGGAAACCUGGCCUUGAUCAUAAUCAUCUUGAAACAAAAGGAGAUGAGAAAUGUUACCAACAUCCUGAUUGUGAACCUUUCCUUCUCAGACUUGCUUGUUGCCAUCAUGUGUCUCCCCUUUACAUUUGUCUACACCUUAAUGGACCACUGGGUCUUUGGUGAGGCGAUGUGUAAGUUGAAUCCUUUUGUGCAAUGUGUUUCAAUCACUGUGUCCAUUUUCUCUCUGGUUCUCAUUGCUGUGGAACGACAUCAGCUGAUAAUCAACCCUCGAGGGUGGAGACCAAAUAAUAGACAUGCUUAUGUAGGUAUUGCUGUGAUUUGGGUCCUUGCUGUGGCUUCUUCUUUGCCUUUCCUGAUCUACCAAGUAAUGACUGAUGAGCCGUUCCAAAAUGUAACACUUGAUGCGUACAAAGACAAAUACGUGUGCUUUGAUCAAUUUCCAUCGGACUCUCAUAGGUUGUCUUAUACCACUCUCCUCUUGGUGCUGCAGUAUUUUGGUCCACUUUGUUUUAUAUUUAUUUGCUACUUCAAGAUAUAUAUACGCCUAAAAAGGAGAAACAACAUGAUGGACAAGAUGAGAGACAAUAAGUACAGGUCCAGUGAAACCAAAAGAAUCAAUAUCAUGCUGCUCUCCAUUGUGGUAGCGUUUGCAGUCUGCUGGCUACCUCUUACCAUCUUUAACACUGUGUUUGAUUGGAAUCAUCAGAUCAUUGCUACCUGCAACCACAAUCUGUUAUUCCUGCUCUGCCACCUCACAGCAAUGAUAUCCACUUGUGUCAACCCCAUAUUUUAUGGGUUCCUGAACAAAAACUUCCAGAGAGACUUGCAGUUCUUCUUCAACUUUUGUGAUUUCCGGUCUCGGGAUGAUGAUUAUGAAACAAUAGCCAUGUCCACCAUGCACACAGAUGUUUCCAAGACUUCUUUGAAGCAAGCAAGCCCAGUCGCAUUUAAAAAAAUCAACAAUGAUGAUAAUGAGAAAAUCUGAAACUACUUAUAGCCUAUGGUCCUGGAUGACAUCUGUUUAAAAACAAGCACAACCUGCAACAUACUUUGAUUACCUGUUCUCCCAAGGAAUGGGGUUGAAAUCAUUUGAAAAUGACUAAGAUUUUCUUGUCUUGCUUUUUACUACUUUUGUUGUAGUUGUCAUAAUUACAUUUGGAACAAAAGGUGUGGGCUUUGGGGUCUUCUGGAAAUAGUUUUGACCAGACAUCUUUGAAGUGCUUUUUGUGAAUUUAUGCAUAUAAUAUAAAGACUUUUAUACUAUACUUAUUGGAAUGAAAUUUCUUUAAAGUGUUACUAUUAACUGACUUCAGAAGUACUUGCCAUCCAAUACUGUCAUUAGAUUGGGUCAUCUUGAUUAGAUUAGAUUAGAUUAGAUUAGAUUAGAUUGUCAACAGAUUGGGCCAUCCUUAUUUUAUGAUAGGCAUCAUUUUAGUGUGUUACAAUAGUAACAGUAUGCAAAGCAGCAUUCAGGAACUGAAAGAUAGUCUGAAGUCAUUCAGAAGUGGUUUGAGGUUUCUGUUUUUUGGUGGUUUUUUUUUUUUACCUUAAGGGAGGAUUUAAUUUGCUCCCAAUUGAUUGUCACUUAAAUGAAAAUUUAAAAAUGAAUAAAAAGACAUACUUCUCAGCUGCAAAUAUUACAGAGAAUUGGGGCACCCACAGGAAUGAAGAGAGAAAGCAGCUCCCUAACUUCAAAACUAUUUUGGUACCUGACAACAAGAGCAUUUCAGAGUAAUUAAUUUAAUAAAGUAAAUUAGUAUUCCUGCAAAUAGUUAAAUUAUAUUUAUUUGAAUUGAUGGUCAAGAGAUUUUCCAUUUUUUUUUUACAGACUGUUCAGUGUUUGUCAAGCUUUCUGGCAUAAAUAUGUACUCAAAAGGCAUUUCCGCUUACAAUAUAUAGAAACACAAAAUGUGUUUUCCAUACAGCAGUGCCUAUAUAGUGACUGAUUUUUAACUUUCAAUGUCCAUCUUUCAAAGGAGGUAACACCAAGGUACAAUGUUAAAAGAAUAUUCACUUCACCUAGCAGGGAAAAAUACACAAAAACUGCAAAUACUUCAUAUAGCACAUUUUAACUUGUAUAAACUGUGACUUGUGGCGUCUUAUAAAUAAUGCACUGUAAAGAUUACUGAAUAGUUGUGUCAUGUUAAUGUGCCUAAUUUCAUGUAUCUUGUAAUCAUGAUUGAGCCUCAGAAUCAUUUGGAGAAACUAUAUUUUAAAGAACAAGACAUACUUCAAUGUAUUAUACAGAUAAAGUAUUAAAUGUGUUUGAUUUUAAAAG